This is a messenger RNA of Erinaceus europaeus (western European hedgehog), 2246 nucleotides long. RefSeq names its product copine 2 (gene CPNE2). Gene Ontology annotation, molecular function: calcium-dependent phospholipid binding. Bases 196 to 1911 code for a protein of 571 amino acids. Lineage: Eukaryota; Metazoa; Chordata; Mammalia; Eulipotyphla; Erinaceidae. The transcript has 17 exons. Gene Ontology annotation, cellular component: plasma membrane. The record is from RefSeq and is a predicted model, not a curated record. Gene Ontology annotation, biological process: cellular response to calcium ion.
GGCCGCGCCGCCAGCGCCCUGAGCCCGGCCCGCGCCCGGCCGAGGCGCAGCGCGGGGAUGCCCCGGGGGCCCGGAGCGCGGGCAGCGCCAGCCACGCGGUGAGAGCGGCGGGACCCGCGGCUCCUCUCCCCAAAGAAUAAAGAACAUCAGUCCUGUUCAAGGCUCCGUGCACUUGGCAGCAUGCUGUGUGGAUGAAUGGUUAAGGCUCCUGAUAAAUGGGUCUGCGCUGAUUGCCAGGAACUGCUGCCCCCACCACCGACCCCCAUGGCCUACAUCCCAGGUGGGGGUGCCCCUACCUUAGGGGCAGCCCGCAUGGGGUCCCAGUACUGUGUAUGCAAAGUGGAGCUGUCUGUGAGUGGCCAGAGCCUGCUGGACCGGGAUGUCACCUCCAAGUCUGACCCUUUCUGCGUCCUCUUUACAGAGAAUGAUGGCCGCUGGAUGGAGUAUGACAGGACAGAAACUGCAGUCAACAACCUCAACCCCGCUUUCUCCAAAAAGUUCAUCCUCGACUACCACUUUGAGGAGGUGCAGAAGCUCAAGUUUGCCCUGUUUGACCAGGACAAGUCCAGCAUGCAGCUGGAUGAGCAUGAUUUCCUGGGCCAGUUCUCCUGCAGCCUGGGCACGAUUGUCUCCAGCAAGAAGAUCACUCGACCUCUGCUGCUGAUGAAUGACAAGCCUGCAGGGAAGGGGCUGAUUACGAUAGCAGCCCAGGAGCUGUCAGACAACCGUGUCAUCACUCUGAGCCUGGCGGGCAGGAAGCUGGACAAGAAGGACCUCUUUGGCAAGUCAGACCCAUUUCUUGAAUUUUACAAGCCAGGGGAUGAUGGCAAAUGGAUGCUGGUGCACAGAACUGAGGUGAUCAAGUACACACUGGACCCCAUAUGGAGGCCGUUCACUGUGCCACUGGUGUCCCUGUGUGAUGGGGACAUGGAGAAGCCUAUCCAGGUCAUGUGCUAUGACUAUGACAAUGAUGGAGGCCAUGACUUCAUCGGAGAUUUCCAGACCUCUGUAUCCCGGAUGUGUGAGGCUCGAGACGGGGUCCCGCUGGAGUUCGAAUGCAUCAACCCCAAGAAACAGAAGAAGAAGAAAAAUUAUAAAAACUCGGGCAUCAUUAUCCUUCGUUCCUGCAAGAUAAACAGAGAGUAUUCCUUCCUGGACUAUAUCCUGGGUGGUUGCCAACUCAUGUUCACGGUUGGGAUAGAUUUCACAGCCUCCAAUGGGAAUCCCCUGGACCCCUCCUCUUUGCACUAUAUCAACCCUAUGGGCACCAACGAGUACCUGUCAGCCAUCUGGGCCGUUGGGCAGAUCAUUCAAGACUAUGACAGUGAUAAGAUGUUUCCAGCUCUGGGGUUCGGGGCCCAGUUGCCCCCAGACUGGAAGGUUUCCCAUGAAUUUGCCAUCAACUUCAACCCCACCAACCCCUUCUGCUCAGGUGUGGACGGCAUUGCUCAGGCAUACUCAGCCUGCCUGCCCCAUAUCCGCUUCUACGGUCCCACCAACUUCUCUCCCAUCGUCAACCAUGUGGCCAGGUUUGCGGCCCAGGCCACACAGCAGCAGACCGCCACGCAAUACUUCAUCCUCCUCAUCAUCACGGACGGCGUCAUCAGUGACAUGGAGGAGACGAGGCACGCCGUGGUGCAGGCUUCCAAGCUGCCCAUGUCCAUCAUCAUCGUGGGUGUGGGCAACGCUGACUUCGCCGCCAUGGAGUUCCUAGAUGGGGACAGCCGCACACUACGCUCCCACACGGGGGAGGAGGCUGCCCGCGACAUUGUGCAGUUUGUGCCCUUCCGGGAGUUCCGCAGUGCAGCAAAGGAGACCUUGGCCAAAGCUGUGCUGGCGGAGCUGCCCCAACAAGUUGUGCAGUAUUUCAAGCGUCAAAACCUGCCCCCCACCAACUCGGAGCCCGCCUGAGCGCCUGCCUAGCCCAGCAGCAGCAUGCCAGCUGGGCCCCCUGUCCUCCCCUCCUCCCCGAACAUGCACGCUCACCCUGCUUCCUUGUGGGUGGCUUUUUUUUUUUUAACUGAUCCACAAUUUUAUUUUUUACAACUGGACCUCCGCCCCCGACUUCCCCCAGCCCAGCUGGACUUCCUUUGUUGGACUCUUGUCGAUGGAUGAUGCUUCCAGGCCAAACUGACUUCCUCUCCUCUUCUCUCGUCCUUGCCACUCUUUUAAGUAUUGAAUGUACUUUGUAUAAUUUUAGUGAAAUUAUUAUUGUUAUUAAAGAGAAUAAAAUUUUUACAAUCACA